Staurois parvus is the source of this 612-nucleotide messenger RNA. The record is from the annotation of a GenBank genome assembly. NCBI's taxonomy places the organism in Eukaryota, Metazoa, Chordata, Amphibia, Anura, Ranidae.
GCACCGGGCCCCCGGGCGGAGCAGCAGGCACCGGGCCCCCGGGCGGGGCAGCAGGCACCGGGCCCCCGGGCUGGGCAGCAGGCACCGGGCCCCCGGGCGGAGCAGCAGGCACCGGGCCCCCGGGCGGAGCAGCAGGCACCGGGCCCCCGGGCGGAGCAGCAGGCACCGGGCCCCCGGGCGGGGGGGGUGACAGGCAUCGUGCCCCCAGGCGGGGCGACAGGCAUCGUGCCCCCAGGCGGAGCGGCGGGCGCCGGACCCUCAGGCGGAGUGGCGGGCGCCGGACCCCCAGGCGGAGCGACAGGUCUCGGGCCCUCAGGCGGAGAGUGGCGGGCGCCGGACCCCCAGGAGGAGCGACAGGUCUCGGGCCCUCAGGCGGAGCGGCGGGCGCCGGACCCCCAGGCGGAGCGACAGGUCUCGGGCCCUCAGGCGGAGCGGCGGGCGCCGGACCCCCAGGUGGAGCGACAGGUCUCGGGCCCUCAGGCGGAGCGACAGGUCUCGGGCCCCCAGGCGGGGCGGCGGGCGCCGGAUCCCCAGGCGGAGCGGCGGGCGCCGGACCCCCAGGAGGAGCGACAGGUCUCGGGCCCUCAGGCGGAGCGGCGGGCGCCGGACCCC